AUGUGCACUGAAAUUGUUUGUUGUGCAGGAAGAGAAGUAUGUAGCGCUUGUUGUGCAUGCUUUAAAUGUUGUUGUAAAAUGACUAUGAAGCAACAAAUCAGAUUAAGUUAUGUCUUAAUGAACAUACUUUUCUUUUUAUUUGCUAUCAUAGUUCUCCACUAUGUCCAAAGUCUCUUCGACUAUUUUUCUUCUUAUAUUCAUUGUCCAGAACAAGCAGGAGGCAAGUUAAAUUGCUUAGGAGUAAGUUCAGUUUAUAGAAUAAGCUUUUCGCUUGCUAUUUUAUAUGCAAUAAUAUUGUUAGCAGUGUGGGCUAGAAAUGAAUGCAGCAAGCUUAUCAAUGAAGGUCUUUGGUUACUGAAAAUUUUUUUUAUAGUCGGAAUAUUUAUUGGUUUUAUGUAUGUUGAUUACUCUUUCUUUGACGGGUAUAGAGACUUCGCUCGUAUUUUUGGUGCUAUCUUUUUAGUAAUAUAAUCAGUUAUGCUAAUAGAUAUUUUUUAUAUGUGGGGUUAAAAGUGGAAAGCAUACUAUGAUGAAGGUGCUCAGUGGAUGGCACCAGUAUUGAUUGGUACUGCUGUAGUUCUUUAUGGUUUAACUAUAACCUUAGUUGUGCUUAAUUUUAUAUGGUUUAAUGGCUGUGGAUUGAAUACAUUCAUCAAUGUUGCUAACCUUAUUCUGGUCAUUGCUAUCACUGUUGUCUAACUCCUAGGAUACAACCCUCAUGGCUCUCUUAUUUGUAGCGGAGCAUAGGGUUUAUACAUGACAUUUUUGACAUUUAGUGCUUAGCUUUCAGGAGAAUCUUCAUGCAAUCUUGCUAUAGAUAACAACUCUAUUUUUACCCUUGAGUUAGUUGUUGGAUUAAUCAUUUUGAUUGUAGUUUAAUUAUAUUUAACAUUUGGAACGAAAGAAAGUAGCUAAAAGCGUAUUCCUGUAAGUUAAAAUGUUGAGUUGAAUGGAGCCAUUUUAGCUGAUAAAGAUCAGGAAGAAGAAUCUGAAGAAAACGAUAUUGAUGAUGAAGAAAAUGGUUCACAUCAUUAAAUUAAUAAAUAAAAUAAAGAGCCAAUCCAACAAAACUCUCAAGAACAAAAAUAAUUGAGCCCUGAAGAAAUUGAAUUUGAAAAGUAUCAAAAAUGUGAUAAAAAACUUCGUCCAUAUAUUUAUUCAAACACUUACAUAAUUUUCCACAUUGUUAUGCUAACUUCAUCAGUCUACGGAUCAAUGUUACUUACUAAUUGGGGUUCUCCUGAUAUGAAUGCAAGCACCUUUAACAUGUACAAACCAUCUGAAAGCAGCUAUUGGGUGAAAAUAGUUGUUUCUUGGGCUUCCUCUCUUCUCUAUAUUUGGACUCUCGUGGCUCCCUCUAUUUUCCCUGACAGGGAUUUUUCAUGA
Messenger RNA from Tetrahymena thermophila SB210, 1386 nucleotides. Its product is annotated as TMS membrane protein/tumor differentially protein. Lineage: Eukaryota; Ciliophora; Oligohymenophorea; Hymenostomatida; Tetrahymenidae. Gene Ontology annotation, cellular component: membrane. The record is from RefSeq and is a predicted model, not a curated record. The transcript is spliced from 2 exons.